Molecule: messenger RNA, 1158 nt
Organism: Hepatospora eriocheir
Lineage: Eukaryota; Fungi; Microsporidia; Hepatosporidae
Source: the annotation of a GenBank genome assembly
AUGAUUUUAUUAAAGUUAAUUAAAGGUAUAACUAUAAGAUAUUUAGAUAAAUUUGGAUAUGACAUACCAGAUGUUCAUGAAUAUGAUAAGUUUAGAGUUAUGAUUACUGAUAAAAAUUCAACUUUAUUAACUGUUAUUAAUCAUACUUAUAACAUAGAAUUUCCUAUUAUGGAAGAUUAUUGUAAAUUUAAAAUAGUUAAUAAAACUACUAAAAUAGGAGAACUUGAUAUUUGUAAUAAUAUUUUAUCAUACACUAAAGACAAUUUUAAAUAUGUUUAUCGAAGAAGCAACAGGGUAGUUGAUUUUUAUAAAACAGAUAUUAGUUUAAUAGAAGAACCUAUCGAGGAUAAUUAUAAUAAGUUGAGAGUGUUUGUAGUGAAUGAUAAAUCAGUUUUAAGUCAUUUUGGUAAAAACGUAAAUAAACAUAUAGAAAUGAUGUUUAGGGUAGUUAAUAAGAUAUUUGUUGAUAGUGGCUCAAAAAUAGAAAUUAAAUUAGAAAGUAUGUUUAGUUUAAAAGAAAACAUAUUAAACAACAAUGAUACACAAGUAAGUAAAUUAGAAAAUAUAAAAGAGGUAUUUGAGAUAGUUAAAUUCAAUAACCCAAACAGUCUUCUAUCUAAAUCACACUUAACAAUUUAUUUAUCAAUGAAUAACUUAGCUAGUGAUACAAAAGAAGAUAGAGAUAAUUUUAUAGAAGGAGUAACAUAUUUUAAUUCUAUAACAACACCUGAUAAAGCAUACUCACUAAUAUUUAUAGAUGAUAAUUUGCUUUAUUCGGCCAAAAAAAUAGCACAUGAAAUAGGUCAUAGUAUAGGUUUAAAACAUGAUAAUAAUAAGGAUAGUAUAAUGAAUGAGGUAUCAAAAGAUGAUAGGAAUUUAAAGUUUUUUAAUAAAGUAUCAACAGGAAAAAUUAAUAAGUUUUAUAGAGAGAAUAUUCACUUAUUUAAAGAUUCACUUAUUAAUAAAGACAGUUUAAUAGAAACACCAAAAAGUGCUAUAAAAUUAAUUAAUUCAAUGAGAGAAGAUUCAUUUAGAAAAAUAGUUAAAGAUAAAUUAAAUGGCAACUUACCUGAUACAACAAAUACAAAAUACUUUUUAACUAUCAGUUUAAUAUUUUAUAUUUCUGCAAUCAGUUUAGUGAUUUUUUUAAUAAAAUAA